ACCAUUUUCAGCCUUUUGGAAGCCUUCAUUCAUAGGAGGGAGGGAUGACACUUGACAGAAACUAUUUUAACAGCACAAAAUGGCCUACGCGGGAAAAUUCCUCAGUCCAAUUCGACAAUCGCUGUCUUCGAUAGCCUCUUUUUACUGUUCUUCGCUAAUCUCUCGAAGAAAACCAUUUUAUGGCAAAUCAUGGAUGAAACAGCUUAAACCUACAGUACAGAAUCCGUGUUCAAAAUUUCAGUGUAAAAUGAACAUUCACACACAAUAUGUUCGUAAUGUGUAUUUAUCAGGAAGCAUCCUUGGUGUUUCAUUUAUGAUUGGAUCUAUAGGCUUUUCGCAUCAGGUUGUGUAUGCCAUGGAUGGACAAGACAUUUUGGUGGAUGAUAGAGAGUUUUUAGAUGCCUCAGAUACAGAAAGAAAUCCUCCUAUGUUAUGGAUUUUUGUCAGAAAAUUAUGGCUACCUGCUUUUUUCUUUCUGACAGUGUUGGUGAAUUGGGAUCAUCCCAUCAUUCUUUUGACUAAAGUUGCCCUUUUCCUCCUCAGCACGAAGCCCAGCCCUUUAUCAGUUUAUGUAUUUGUUGAACAGUUGUGUCAUCAAUCUAUGCGCCAAGAACCCUACUUGUACUUACUAAAGUCAUUAUAUGCCAACAAAGUUGAAGUCCAGGACUACAAACUUUUCUGCCUUGCCACGGUUGCAGUAAAAGACCAGACAAUUACUUUGGUUGGAGUUCUUGGUGGUUGGUGGGUUUUGCCAUUGUCAGAAAGAGCAUUUUCUGUGUUUUGGGAUAGUGCUUUUUAUUGAGAAAAUAAGGUAACUUAACUGCUGAAAAAAAUUUGUUGCUAAUCAACAUUGAAGGCAUGAUGUUUGGCUUUUGAAUUAGUUGAAUUACCUUUAAAAAAAGUUGCUGUUCA
Messenger RNA from Hevea brasiliensis (rubber tree), 912 nucleotides. RefSeq lists its product as uncharacterized. The coding region runs from base 80 to 802 and encodes 240 amino acids. The transcript has 6 exons. The record is from RefSeq and is a predicted model, not a curated record. Lineage: Eukaryota; Viridiplantae; Streptophyta; Magnoliopsida; Malpighiales; Euphorbiaceae.